Messenger RNA from Alternaria triticimaculans, 675 nucleotides. RefSeq lists its product as uncharacterized. The record is from RefSeq and is a predicted model, not a curated record. Lineage: Eukaryota; Fungi; Ascomycota; Dothideomycetes; Pleosporales; Pleosporaceae. The transcript has a single exon. The coding region runs from base 1 to 675 and encodes 224 amino acids.
AUGACCGAGUCGCCUCUACUCCGACUGCCUGGCGAGCUGCGCAAUCGUAUCUACGAGUUAGCUGUUGGCGGAAACAUCAUCGUCGUAACAAAAUCCUACACGCGACCGGGAAAAACGUCGGUCUGUCUCACUUCCGCUAAUACUUCUGGACCGGACGCAAAAAGCGCCCAGGCGAGCAUUCGUGCACCUGUAUCGGGAAUCUUUACCAUCGGCCUCGUAUGCCGCCAGCUGCACCGUGAAACAGCCCUCAGUCAGUACGCGAAGAACCUCUUCCACUUCGACAACAUGUACCAUGGCCGAGAUUUUGUGGACAGCCUUAGUAGUGCACAGCGAGCGCUGCUCACGUCUAUAUCCGUCAACGUCGAGGAUUACUUCAGGUCGGAUUUUUCAUGGAACUUUAUAUCAAGCACGUGGACGUGGAGGUCCGUUGUAGACACCGACACCGAAAUAUUCUUGCCCCAGCUAGAGAGUGUCUACAUCAGUGCACAGGACCCGAAAGGCUCUUUUCUGGCGGCUGAGGAAGAGGUACUUCACACAGUUGGGCGAAAGCUGAAGAUCGGUACAUCACGCAAGGAAGGUGUCUCGCUUAUAAUUCUUAAUGUGUUCCGAGGAACGGAGAACCGAGAUCAAGCAAAGAUGAUCAAACUGAGUUGGAACGGUGAGGCGUUCGUCUGA